Molecule: messenger RNA, 7779 nt
Organism: Harpegnathos saltator (Jerdon's jumping ant)
Lineage: Eukaryota; Metazoa; Arthropoda; Insecta; Hymenoptera; Formicidae
Gene: rudimentary
Product: carbamoyl-phosphate synthetase 2, aspartate transcarbamylase, and dihydroorotase rudimentary
Exons: 26
Coding region: 152-6964 (2270 amino acids)
Biological process (GO): L-arginine biosynthetic process; L-glutamine metabolic process; 'de novo' pyrimidine nucleobase biosynthetic process
Cellular component (GO): carbamoyl-phosphate synthase complex; cytoplasm
Molecular function (GO): carbamoyl-phosphate synthase (glutamine-hydrolyzing) activity; aspartate carbamoyltransferase activity; metal ion binding
Source: RefSeq, a predicted model, not a curated record
GAAGAUUUACUCGGCUCCAGGGCGUGCGUACGGCUCCAUUGGAACGCUCAGAAAGCAAAAACGUGCUCCAGUACGCGACGUAUCGCAGUAGGUCGGCUGGCAUCGAUUCAAUAGUACGUGCGCGCGAAAGACGCAUCUCGCAAAAUUCACGAUGCCUGUCUCCAGUGGACUCAACGGCAAAACUGACUGCUAUCUCCUCCUGCAGGAUGGUAGUGUCUAUCCAGGAAAACACUUCGGCGCCAAGGUAUCCGUCGACGGCGAAGUCGUUUUUCAGACCGGUAUGGUUGGUUACCCGGAAUCACUCACAGACCCUUCUUAUCACGCCCAAAUUUUGGUUCUCACAUACCCGCUCAUAGGAAAUUAUGGUGUCUUCAAUGAGCCUGACCUGAAAUAUAAUUUACCAUCUACGUUGGAGUCUGAUCGCAUUUGGGCUGCUGGACUCGUGGUCGGGGAAGUUUGUGAGAAUCCGAGCCAUUGGCAGCAAUCAAAGACGCUAUCCCAAUGGAUGGAAGAAGAAAAAGUACCUGGAAUCUACGAUGUUGAUACACGCGCACUUACGAAAGUCAUUCGUGAGAAGGGCACCAUUUUGGGCAGGAUAAUUUUCGACCAGCCGCCACCAGACAUGUCGGUGAUAUGUCCGCCCAUAGAAGAUCCCAACGAAAGGAAUCUUGUAGCGGAAGUUUCUCGAUCGACACCGAAAACGUACAAUCCCGAAGGUCGUCCUCGCAUAUGCGUAGUCGACUGCGGAUUGAAGUACAACCAACUGAGAUGCCUGUGGCGUGAUUAUAAUAUUCGCAUAGACGUCGUACCUUGGAACCACGAUUUGAGGACGAUCGAAUGCGACGGCCUAUUUCUCAGCAACGGCCCAGGUGAUCCCAGCAUGUGUCAUGAGACGAUAAAAAAUAUCCAGGCGUUCUUGGAAGAGGAAAGCAACGCUAAGAAAAAACGACCCAUCUUUGGCGUAUGCCUUGGGCAUCAACUAUUGUGUCUGGCCCUCGGAUGUGUCACUUAUAAAAUGAACUACGGUCAUCGGGGCCACAAUCAGCCGGUAACCUAUUUUGACUGUGACGGCAAACGUUGCUUCAUGACCUCGCAGAAUCAUGGAUUCUGCGUCGACACGCGAGGGCUGCCGGAAGGUUGGUGCCCACUCUUCGUCAACACCAACGACAACAGCAACGAGGGUGUGACUCACUCGCACCUGCCGUACUUCUCCGUUCAAUUUCAUCCUGAACACAUGGCAGGUCCUAAGGAUCUGGAAUUUCUCUUCUCCGUAUUCAUAGAGAGCGUGUCAGACGAGAUCGAGGGUUACUCUGAUAGGUCGAUAAAGCAGAGGAUCUACGACAAAUUCACAUUAGAAAUGAAUGACAAUUGGUUUUCGCCCUUCACUCGACCGAAAAAAGUCCUGAUCCUGGGCUCAGGCGGACUUAGCAUUGGCCAGGCCGGAGAAUUCGACUAUUCAGGCUCGCAAGCGAUCAAAGCACUGAAGGAGGAGUCGAUACAGACUGUGCUGAUCAAUCCCAAUGUCGCCACGGUUCAAACUUCAAAAGGCAUGGCCGACAAAGUAUACUUCUUGCCGAUUAUACCGGAAUAUGUUGAGCAGGUAAUACAAUUGGAAAGACCGGACGGUGUGCUGUUGACAUUCGGUGGACAAACCGCGCUCAACUGCGGCUUGGAGCUUCACGUGAAAGACGUAUUUUUGAAGUACAAUAUCAAGGUCUUGGGAACGCCGAUCAACUCGAUUCUAGCUACUGAGGACAGGGGGUUAUUCACGGAAAAAAUCAGAGAUAUAGAUGAGUACACAGCGCCGAGCAUUGUUGUGCACACCAUCAAAGAGGCAUUGGAGGCCGCGGAACAAUUGGAGUAUCCCGUUUUAGCGCGCGCUGCGUUUUCACUCGGCGGUCUCGGGUCAGGAUUUGCGAACAACAAGAAACAGUUGUUGCUAUUGGCCCAGCAGGCUCUGGCGAACUCGAGCCAAGUGAUAAUCGACAAAUCUCUAGAGGGCUGGAAAGAGGUGGAGUACGAGGUUGUACGCGACGCCUACGAUAACUGUAUCACGGUGUGCAACAUGGAGAACGUCGAUCCUCUCGGCAUUCACACCGGCGAGUCGAUCGUCGUGGCGCCGAGCCAGACACUGUCGAAUGAUGAGUACAACAUGCUGCGCACUUGUGCCAUUAAAGUCACCAGGCACUUUGGCAUUGUUGGAGAGUGCAAUGUUCAGUUCGCCUUGCACCCCUCUUCCAAGAAAUAUUACAUCAUCGAGGUGAACGCUAGACUGUCCAGGAGCUCGGCUUUAGCCAGCAAAGCUACCGGGUAUCCCUUGGCUUACGUAGCGGCCAAGUUGGCGCUGGGGAUAUGCCUCCCGGAAAUCAAAAAUUCCGUCACCGGUAAGACCACGGCCUGCUUCGAGCCUAGUCUCGAUUAUUGCGUCGUUAAGAUACCCAGGUGGGAUCUCAGCAAGUUCCAACAUGUCUGCACCAAGAUCGGCAGUUCCAUGAAGAGCGUGGGCGAAGUCAUGGCGAUCGGCCGUAAGUUCGAGGAAGCUUUCCAGAAGGCCCUGAGAAUGGCCGACGAGAAUGUGAACGGCUUCGAUCCUUAUGUGAAGCAGGUCGACGACGAGGAACUGAUGAACCCAACCGACAAGAGGAUAUUCGUGCUCGCCGCUUCGAUCAAGAAUAACCACUCGAUCGACCAGCUGUACGAGCUCACUAAGAUAGACCGUUGGUUCCUCCAGAAGAUGAAGAACAUCAUCGACUAUUACGAGAUCCUGGAGAACACCGACCACACGAAACUCUCGCACGAUGUGCUGCUAGGCGCGAAGAAAAUAGGCUUCUCGGACAAGCAGAUUGCCGCUGUGGUGAAAAGCUCGGAAUUGGCCAUCAGGCUGCAGAGACAAGAGCAUCACAUAUUACCGAUAGUCAAGCAGAUCGACACGGUGGCCGCUGAAUGGCCGGCCACCACCAACUACCUUUAUCUGACAUACAACGGCACUACUCACGAUGUGGACUUUCCUGGCGGGUACACAAUGGUGAUAGGUUCGGGUGUGUACAGAAUUGGCAGUUCAGUGGAGUUCGACUGGUGUGCCGUAAGUUGUCUGCGUGAAUUGCGAUGUCUUGGGCGCAAGACCAUCAUGGUGAACUAUAAUCCGGAGACUGUUAGUACGGACUAUGACAUGAGCGACCGAUUGUACUUUGAAGAGAUCUCCUUUGAGGUGGUGAUGGAUAUAUACGACAGUGAGUGUCCUGAAGGUAUAAUAUUGUCCAUGGGUGGACAGCUACCUAACAAUAUUGCCAUGGAUCUUCAUAGACAGCAGGCACGAAUACUCGGGACCUCACCGGAGUCGGUCGACAGCGCCGAAAAUCGCUUCAAGUUCUCUCGUAUGCUCGAUAACAUCGGUAUAUCACAACCAAGAUGGAAAGAACUGACGAACUUGGAUUCCGCUAUUGAAUUUUGCGAGGAAGUCGGCUAUCCAUGCCUUGUUCGUCCUUCCUACGUACUGAGCGGAGCUGCAAUGAAUGUCGCCUAUUCGAAUAUGGACCUUAAGUCUUAUCUGAUCCACGCGAGCAAGGUCAACAAGGAACACCCGGUUGUAAUAUCGAAAUUCAUCUGCGACGCAAAGGAGAUCGAUGUCGACGCUGUGGCUUAUGAAGGAAUAAUCUUGUGCAUGGCAGUAUCCGAGCACGUGGAAAAUGCUGGCGUGCACUCGGGCGAUGCCACGUUGGUGACACCGCCGCAGGACAUUAAUUCAGAGACUCUGAUGAAGAUAAAAAAUAUUUCCAAAGCGGUAGCAGCGUCAUUGGGAGUCACCGGUCCCUUCAACAUGCAGCUGAUUGCGAAGGACAACGAGUUAAAUGUGAUCGAAAGUAACGUAAGAGUGUCAAGAUCUUUUCCUUUCGUCUCGAAAACCUUGGAUCACGAUUUCGUCAAGAUGGCGACCCGCAUCAUCGUUGGAGAACGAGUCGAUCCCGUGGAUGUUUUAGGCGGCUGCGGAAUAGUUGCAGUUAAAGUGCCCCAAUUUUCUUUCUCUCGUCUCACCGGUGCUGACGUGACGCUGGGUGUCGAGAUGGUAUCUACUGGCGAAGUAGCUUGCUUCGGUGACAAUCGUUACGAAGCUUAUUUAAAAGGCAUGAUGAGCACUGGCUUUCACAUACCUAAGAAAGGCAUCCUACUCUCUAUAGGAACUUACAAGCACAAAAUGCAAAUGCUCCCGUCUAUUAAGAUCCUGAAGGACAUGGGUUACAAACUGUAUGCCAGUAUGGGUACCGCCGACUUCUACACGACGCACGGAAUUCAGGUGCAACCAGUGCAAUGGACUUUCGAGAAGAUUGAGGACAUCACCAUAAACGAGGAUCCCGAUUCAAUGGAGCGUCGGCAUCUCGCCGAUUUUCUGUCACAGAAGCUCUUCGAUCUCGUGAUCAAUCUGCCAAUGAGAAAUGACAGUGGACGUCGCGUUACCAAAUUCAUGACUCACGGUUACAGGACAAGGAGACUUACUGUCGACUAUUCCGUGCCUUUGAUCACGGAUGUCAAAUGCGCGAAGCUAUUGAUCGAGGCAUUGAGAAGAGUCGGCGGACAAGCACCGCGUCUGAAAACGCACACCGACUGCCUGUCGUCGCACAGGAUGCUCAGGUUACCUGGCUUUAUCGACGUGCACGUGCAUACCCGUGACCCAGGUGCCGUUCACAAGGAGGACUUCGCCUCAUGCACCGCGGCCGCCCUCGCCGGUGGUAUCACGAUCAUUUUCGCGAUGCCCAACACUAAUCCGGCGGUGGUGGAUCAUCAGACCUUCGCUCUGGCCAAAGAGAAAGCCGCGGCUGGUGCGCGAUGCGAUUACGCUCUGUUUGUCGGCGCCUCAGCGGACAAUUACAAGAUCACGCCGGAAAUAGCGCCUCACGCGGCCGCCCUGAAGAUGUACCUGAACGAGACGUUUACCACACUUCGUCUCACUGAUCUCUCAGUUUGGAUCAAGCACUUCGAGAGCUGGCCCAAGAGGUAUCCUGUGUGCGUGCACGCGGAAGGACAGACGACGGCUGCGGUCCUCCUGCUGGCGAGCUUGCACAAUCGACCGAUCCACGUGUGUCACGUGGCGCGCAAAGAAGAGAUAGAGAUUAUACGCGCCGCCAAGGAACAUGGAUUGGCAGUCACGUGCGAGGUGUGUCCGCAUCAUUUAUUCCUUUGCCAGGACGACUUGAGACGAAUAGGUGAGAAAAAAGGCCAGGUGAGGCCUACCCUGGGAACGAAGGAGGACCAGCAGGCUCUCUGGGACAACUUGGACGUCAUUGACUGCUUCGCGACCGAUCAUGCUCCGCACACCGUGCAAGAGAAAUCCUCCAGUGAACCUCCGCCAGGAUUCCCCGGGCUGGAAACCAUCCUGCCGCUGCUACUCAAUGCCGCGCACGAGGGAAGGCUGACCAUAAAGGACAUUGUCGACAAGUUUCAUUGGAAUCCCAUGAAGAUCUUCAACAUCCCCGAUCAACGUAACACGUACAUUGAGGUCGAUUUGGACGAAGAGUGGAUUAUCCCAGAUGAGUUGCCAUUCAGCAAAUCGAAAUGGACACCUUUCGCUGGCAUGAAAGUCCACGGUUCUGUGCACAGAGUGAUCUUAAGAGGUGAAGUUGCCUACGUCGAGGGACAAGUGCUGGUUGAUCCCGGAUUUGGUCAAGAUAUCAGAGAUGUUCAGCAUAAGAUGAAAGCUCCGCCAAUAAUUAACGCGGUAGACAUUAUGAACAAGCUACUGCCGCCUCUGCUUGGUCCUUUGUCGCCGAAUUAUGAAAGAUGUAACGCACGCCCUGAUCCCCGUGUUGGUGACUCAUUCGAAGAGGAACUGAUUGGACCGCCUCUUCUGCAACCAUUGCCACACAAGUUCACUCAAGACCACAAGUCGAACGUAUGCUUCGCGCUGGAUAUCGACACGAAGGAACAUUCAAAAGCGCUGCUCUCUCAAAAGAUGUCUCCGUUACCAAUCAGCAAUGCCACGAAGUUCAAGAGCGACAGUAAUCCGAACCUCCUUAUGACCAUUACUUCAACUCCAGCUGUCCACACAAGCCUAGUUGGCCAUCAUGUGCUCACCGUGAACAUCUUUAAUAAGGAAAUAUUGAAGGAUAUAUUUUAUCUUGCGGAAAUCUUUCGCAAUGCUAUCAGAAAAGAGCGAUCUUUGGACCAUAUCUUAAAGGGAAAAGUCAUGGCUUCCAUUUUCUACGAGGUCAGUACAAGAACAUCGUGCAGCUUCGCCGCUGCGAUGCAACGUCUCGGUGGCCGCGUGAUAUACAUGGAUGGUUCUACGUCGUCAGUUCAAAAAGGAGAGACGUUAGAAGAUUCCGUGGCGGUCAUGGCGGGCUACGCGGACGUAGUGGUACUAAGACACCCGCAGCCAAAUGCAGUGACGAGAGCCGCGCAGCAUUGUAGGAAGCCGUUGGUGAAUGCCGGCGACGGGAUUGGCGAACAUCCGACGCAAGCGUUGCUCGACAUUUUUACGAUACGAGAUGAAUUCGGGACUGUAAACGGCCUCACGAUCACGAUGGUAGGCGACUUGAAGAACGGCAGAACGGUCCAUUCUCUCGCAAGGUUGCUGACCCUGUACAAUGUCGAGCUUCGCUACGUGUGCGCGCCUGGCCUCGACAUGCCGGAUCAGGUCAUCAAUUAUGUGGCCCAACGCGGGAUCCCGCAGGAAAAGUUCGCUACUCUGGAGGAAGCUCUGCCGGAGACCGACGUCCUUUAUAUGACGCGAAUACAACGCGAACGUUUCGCCACGCAGGAGGAAUAUAACGAGGUGUGCGGACACUUCAUAGUCACCCCGCAAUUGAUGUCGCGUGCGAAGAAGAAGAUGACGGUGAUGCAUCCGCUGCCUCGUGUCUUCGAGAUAAGUACCGAGUUCGAUACCGAUCCGCGAGCAGCUUACUUCCGCCAGGCCGAAAACGGGGUCUACGUGCGCAUGGCAUUGCUAGCCAUGGUUCUUGGACGCAUUUGAUCCGCGACCGUGAUCGCUCAUCGCCUGUAGGUCAUGGCGCUUCCGCCGACCUGGCGAACAAGGUCAAUAACGCUCGUCAUCGCAGACACACGCCCGCAAUUUCAAUUAUCAGGCUGUGAUACGCUCGUGAGAGCGUUGCAAACCCUUUCGACAUUCCGACCGUUAACCGUUGAGAGUUUAGCAGCCGGUGCAAAAUUUUAUUGUAAAUUUUUUAUACAACAAGAUUUUUGAUAAAACUGUUUUAAUUAAUGGCGAAUCAGGCGAUCCAAUAAAUGGUUUUUAUAUGAAAGUUUAUCUCGAUGCAAUUUUAGCUUCUUCCCGUACAUAUAUCUGUUUUUCAAUGAAAAACGCAUAUAAAUAUAUAUGAUAUAUAGAUAUAUAGAUUCAAAAAAUAAUUUUUGGAAAACGUUUUUUAUCAAGAAUAUGUAUAGAGUGAGUCAAUAAUUGCUAACAACUUGACUGUCUUCGAGGUUACUCUUCUGCCUUGAAAAAAAGAAAAAAUCUGCGUCGUGUAAUUCCUGUUUGAUAAAUCUUUUUCCUACUCUCAUACUUCGAAGAUAUUCAAGCUACUAAUAAUUAUGACCUCAUAUUACAUAUAAGAAAAAUAUCUCAGGGAGUAUUUGAGAAAAAAUUAUCAAUAAAUGAAAUAUUCCGAAAAGAAAUGAAACAAACAAGAUUUUAUAAUCGAAGUACAAAUAUUUGCAUAAACCGAAAAGUAUUAAUGUUACGUACAAAGACAUUAAAUUUUACCAUUUUUAUAUGUUCAAGAAAUAUCACAUACGCAUGCAUGUACAAGAAAUACAUGAUGAAACAUU